AUGAUCAUUAGACCUGGGGUAAAGAUCAUUGCGAGCUCGAGACCACUGGCGAGAGGCUGUUCAGGGUUGAAACUUGACAAGAGAAUUCGAUGGGCAUCAUCGCCCGCUCGGCAAUGGUCGACACCUCUAGCCAAAACCAUUGCUGAAGCUAUUGCUACUACAGGUCCAAUUUCUAUAGCAGCUUAUAUGCGCCAAUGCCUCACAUCCCCUGAUGGUGGCUACUACACUUCACAAACGCAGGGCAAAGAUCAAUUCGGACAGAAAGGAGACUUCAUUACCUCGCCAGAGAUCUCUCAAAUCUUUGGCGAAUUACUGGGCAUAUGGCUUGUAACAGAAUGGAUGUCCCAAGGCAGGGUCAGCCAUGGCGUGGAGGUCAUUGAGGUUGGUCCAGGAAGAGGAACGCUGAUGGAUGAUAUGCUACGGACUCUCAGCAAUUUCAAGCCGCUAGCAGCUAGCAUCGAAUCGGUCUAUCUUGUGGAAGCCAGUCCAGCAUUGCGUGAUACCCAAAAGCAAUUGCUCUGCGGAGAUGUUCCCCUCGAGGAGAUUGAUAUUGGUUUCAGGAGUACGAGCAAGUACUCAAGAGUCCCGGUGACAUGGUGUGAAGACAUUCGAUUUGUACCCAACGAUUCAAGCAAGACCCCCUUCAUCUUCGCCCACGAAUUUUUUGACGCGCUUCCGAUCCACGCCUUCCAAUCCGUGGCUCCAAACUCGACCGAAACGUCUCAAUUUCUCACAACUCCUACAGGGCCCCUUCCCCUUACCAAACCAGCUUCCCAGUCCAAGACGCCCCAAUGGCGAGAAUUGGUAGUCACGCCCACACCAUCUGCCUCGAACAUAACCACUACCACUUCGCCUUCCACUCCCAAAUCUCAACCCGACUUUCAGCUCUCCCUCGCAAAAGCCUCGACCCCACCGUCACUCCUGUUUCCCACCCUUUCCCAGCGUUACAAAGCGCUUCUGCCAACCCCAGGUUCUGUCGUUGAGAUAUCACCGGAAUCGCAUUCUUAUGCCGCAGAUUUUGCUCGCCGUAUCGGUGGCUCUUCCGCUAAGGCCAGCUCAAAUUGCACAUCUAGUACAAUGGUCAAAACCCGUCCGUCCGGCGCAGCCUUAAUUCUCGAUUACGGUCCCGCAGACACGAUCCCCACCAAUACACUGCGCGGCAUUCGCUCACAUCAGCAUGUCUCCCCUCUUACCGAUCCCGGCCUCGUCGACAUCUCUGCUGAUGUCGAUUUCAUGGCCUUAGCCGAGGCGGCACUAGCAGCUAGUCCGGCAGUCGAGGUGCAUGGUCCCGUGGAGCAGGGAGGAUGGCUACAAAGUAUGGGGAUUCGAGAGAGAGCAGACAUCAUUUGCAAGGGUCUGGGGGAAGACGAGGGAGGAAAGAAAAGGGUAAGGGGAGCUAUCCAGCGAUUGGUGGAGAGAGGUGGUGGCGCGAUGGGGAAGCUCUAUAAAGUCUUGGCGAUAGUCCCGGAAAGGGAUGGAAGGAGGCCUGUUGGAUUUGGUGGAGGUGUGGAGUGA
Messenger RNA from Letharia columbiana, 1515 nucleotides. RefSeq lists its product as uncharacterized. The transcript has 4 exons. Lineage: Eukaryota; Fungi; Ascomycota; Lecanoromycetes; Lecanorales; Parmeliaceae. The record is from RefSeq and is a predicted model, not a curated record. Gene Ontology annotation, cellular component: mitochondrion. Gene Ontology annotation, biological process: mitochondrial respiratory chain complex I assembly. Gene Ontology annotation, molecular function: protein-arginine omega-N symmetric methyltransferase activity. Bases 1 to 1515 code for a protein of 504 amino acids.